Messenger RNA from Acanthosepion pharaonis, 1101 nucleotides. NCBI's taxonomy places the organism in Eukaryota, Metazoa, Mollusca, Cephalopoda, Sepiida, Sepiidae. The record is from the annotation of a GenBank genome assembly.
AUGACUCUUUGGGAAAGGACUGGAGAAAAGACAGUGAUUGUCCCACUAAAACGAUGUAGUGAACGAGGUAACAAGCAGUCCAGUGGGCCCAUGAAUUCAAGGGGCCCUGGUAGUCAUGGAGGAUCUUCGCCCCUGAACAAAUCAGUUGGAGGGGGCAUUGGUGAACUUUUUCCAGGGGGAGUACCUAAACUACCGAAGGGAGGACUGAAACAAAGAACGCCCGCUAAUGUUUCUCCAAAACCAAUUCGAUCAGUCAAAAAUGGGCCAACUACUCAAGGAGACCGGACACCACCACAAAAUCGGAAUGUCCAAAAUGGAGUGGAGUUUAGCCGAGUGAUGCCUGCCAAGCCUGCCUUAGCCAAUCGACCUAAGCCACCUCCUGCACCACCAACAGCUCCCCCCAUUGGCAUUAAUAACAAUAUCAAUGUCACUAACAACAACAAUAACAACAACUUUAGUUUUUCUCAGACUCAUACAACUGGUGGCCUUCCUGUAAACAUGGCUCGCCGAAUGCCUGGUUCACACCCACCUCCACCACCACCACCUUCUCGACCCCCUGCUCCACCCAGCAAUCGUCCAGCGGCACCAAAAAAUCGCCCUAGCAGCAUGAUUGGGCGACCAUUGCCUCCAACUCCCACAUCAUCAUCAUCAUCGUCAUCAUCAUCAUCAUCUUCAUCACUGAAUCGCAACCUUCCUCCGUUGCCCCCUAACAAGGCACCACAGCCUCCAGAAAGGACUGUGUCUACAGGAGGUUCAUUACCUCGAUCCCGAGCCCCAACCCAUAAGCCUCCUCCACCUCAAAGACCACCACCUGGCCAGAGACCACCACCACCUCCACCAGCUCGACCUCCUUCAGGACCAGCUCAGUCCCUGACAAUCCACGACGGGCCUGUUCCUCCCCAACGAAGCUCAAGUAAUUGCAGUAUAGGAAGCUUGGAUUUAGAGAAACGUGGCUACUUCCACAGUGUUCAUGAAUUUCCUCCUGCAGAACCAUUUACAAGCUGCCCAAAGACAUACCCCAGCCAAAGUGCAAAAAAUACAGCAAAUCGUCGGGCUCCACCACCACCACCACCUCCUGCAGGUGUUUCAAUAGCACGAUGA